AUGGCCCCAAUAUCAAUGGUUCUCACCAAGAGGGCGCCUGACACCACCACGAAAUCUUUCUACAUUGCCGUCAUAGCGCUUUGCAUGGGAACCUUUAUGUCGUUUCUCCACCUGGUGUUCUCGUACAUAACUUCGUCUCCUGUUCGAAUGAAGACGGAGGCUGCCGUUCUCGGCGAAUGGGCAAGACAUAGGAAAUGGGGGCUUCAUUUUUGGAAAUUUAAGCUCAUUGUGUACUAUCCUGUUAUGGAGCUCAAAAUUGACAACCUUUGGGAGCAUCGGCAACAGCAAGAGAAAGAACACCUCCAGACACUUCAGAAAUACAUUGUGAAUAGACGAAAUCAAACAUCUGCAAAUAGGGACGGCGUAGUCUGUACCACGACUACAAUAGAUCUGCACUAUAGGGACAAGGAUGGUUCUCCGCAGAUGAGAGAACUCACUCGUCAAGAGAAAAGGGCUGUUAAAGCCCUAGAGGGGGUUGGCAGACGCUUGAGUGGGCCGAGAGCACUUGUCCUAUCCUCGGCAUCCAUGCUUGCUGCAGAUCUUGGGUUUGAUCUUACAAAAAUGGUACCCAAUAGGUGGGAACUGGCUAGCAAAAUUCCAUCCGCCUGCAGUAGCCCACUAUUUCCCAUCCGUGCAAGCGACCUUAUUAAAUUUGGUCUGCUCUGUGGGCUCAGAUGCGAGGAAUUCGAUAUUCCGCGGCGUAAACUGUCGAUGAACGGACACCAAAGUUAUAUCGUCACCGAAAAUAUACCUAGCGUCGGCCCUGUUUGUCGCUAUGUUGAGGUCUCCGGUAACAAUGUCACACCUGCCGCAAUGAUGCCAAUUGCCUCAAGUCAUACAAUGGUGAACCUGGCUAGUGGCAAUAUUUGCCUCGCGCAAUUCACGCUUUCCUAUCGAGUCGUCGGCUUCAACUUUAUCUACCUUUGCUGCAAGUUUGUCCUCGGCGAGACCGAUGAAAAGAUUGGGCACCUUCCAGUCGGACACAUUCCUGCGAGGACUGACGAUAGCCCCAUGGUUAUUGACGAUGGGAUUGUUCGGGAUGAUUUGGACAAUAUUCUAUAUAAACCCAUGCUACGCGGUCACGCCCCGCAUGCACCCCACAGGAGUGUAUCACUAGGUGAUGGAUAUGUCGAACAAGUCCCCACUGGACCGUGGAGGGAGUUUAACGUAGAGCCGCUCAAGAAGUUUGAGCAAGGUGAUGAUGAAAUUUUGUGGGAUGGAAGAUGGGCAGAUCCUGCAACCCCACCAAUGGCCCUCGUCUUGGCUACUAUCUCGAACCCUGCAUCUGCAAAUGGAUUUCCGCACAACGUUCUCAAGGAUUGGGACAUAUACAAUCGCAAUUCUGCUCAGGAAGCGAUGAAAGUACUCGCGCCCAACUUGACGAAUUCUCCUCCGAAAUUCCUACUGGACCUUGCGAGUAGGCGUAUCAUCCAUUCAGAAGAAUACAAUUUGGUCAACAAUUUCGGAUGCGAGCACGGUGGACUUCGCAGUUGGCUCGGGACCAACCUAGCAAAGUUUGUACAACUUGUCACGCCGUAUUGGGCUCUCCCAUCGGGCGGGGAACGACAUACUUCACCUAGUAUCCCGAUCCUCAACGAGCUUCGGUCCGUCCUCGUAUCACCCGAUCGAAUGAACUCCUGGAUUCAAUCCUAUAACCGCAAGCCGAUCUACGGAUCCAAUGCAACAAUCCGUGCACGGGGUGUUCUAUGGGUGCAGAUCACUCUUCUCGACACCUGGAUUGGGCCGGCAAUCGACCACAUGAUGGGUGGCACCGACAUGCGGGAGGUGCCUGUCCCUGCGACGAGGGAAGAUGCCGAGGAGUGCUACAGAUUCUCGACCGAGCUCUACCAGAGUACCGCAUGGAAUCUCGUCCGUGCUAAGUGGCUGACCUACUAUACGCGUCGACUUGCCGAAGGAAGAGACAGGUACGGAGAUAGCUUCCUCUCAAAGAAGCCACAACCCGACUUGGAGAAACGGUGGAUAGGUAUGGAAGUCGGCGACCCACACGAAUGGCUUAAAAUUGAUGCUGCGCUCACGAUUCGCGCUCAUUUGCUAUAUUCAAUGCUAAUUAGCAUGACUGAUACGUCUGUACUUCAAGAUCUCGCACAAAACGACCCUUUACUCUUCAUCUCAUAA
Messenger RNA from Serendipita indica DSM 11827, 2136 nucleotides. The record is from the annotation of a GenBank genome assembly. Lineage: Eukaryota; Fungi; Basidiomycota; Agaricomycetes; Sebacinales; Serendipitaceae.